AUGGAUGAUGGGGACAAUCCCUACGAGGUGCUGGGCCUUCCGGAAGAAGCUACGGACGCCCAAAUCAAAAAGGCCUACCGCAAGUUGGCCUUGAAGAAUCACCCGGACAAACAAACGACGGACGAGGGUCGCCAACACGCCCAUGCCAAGUUUGCCAAGAUUUCCAAUGCCUACGAACUGUUGAGUGAUGCCAAGAAGAAACAAGAGUUCGACCAUCAGCGCAAGUACGGAACUGCGGCAGGAGCAAGAUCACGGGAGACUUCCAGUGCAAGUCGACACCGGAGCCGAGAUCACUUUGAAAAUAAUCAUUUCCACAAUCAUUUUCAACAUUUUCGAUUUCACGAUCCUUUUGAGAUUUUUGAACAAUUUGUGCGCCAAGAAACUGGAGGAAAUGGUGCUCAAGUUCCGAAUGGUAGCAGCAGCAGCAGUAGAAGUCCGUUCGACGAUCCCUUUUUUCAAAAUCCCAUGGGCAUGGGUGGAAUGGGCAUGGGCAUGGGAGGAAUGAUGGGAGGUGCAAGUCUGUUCAAUGAUCCCUUUUUUGGCAGUGGGAAUGGGGGUGUCCUCUUUGGGAGAUCAUCCAUGGGUGGUACUGCUGGACUUGGACAAGAUCCCUUUGCCAUGAUGCAGCAACAAACUAUGAUGCCAAUGAUGGGGGGAACAUCGUCCUUCACGACAUCCUCCACUAGUUUGGGAGGAGGACCAGGUAUGGUCUCUACAAGUACAUCCACGAGUACUCGCAUUGUCAAUGGUCGACGGCAAACAGUGACCGAGACUGUAAUACAAAAUCCUGAUGGAACGGUGCAACGGCAGGUUCAAACUUCUGGAGAUGAUCCAGCAGUGUUGGAGGAACCGACUAGACAACAACUGACCGGUGGCACACACGCUAGAGCAUCGAUUCCGCAGCUAGCCAUUGGGGAAGAGGGAACAAAAGCACCCAAACGCAAAAAGAAGCGGACAAAAGUAGUGAAGGACUAG
This is a messenger RNA of Cylindrotheca closterium, 975 nucleotides long. NCBI's taxonomy places the organism in Eukaryota, Bacillariophyta, Bacillariophyceae, Bacillariales, Bacillariaceae. The record is from the annotation of a GenBank genome assembly.